Molecule: messenger RNA, 7757 nt
Organism: Xyrichtys novacula (pearly razorfish)
Lineage: Eukaryota; Metazoa; Chordata; Actinopteri; Labriformes; Labridae
Source: the annotation of a GenBank genome assembly
UUGGCUCUUCCGCUCACCGCUGAGGGAGCCGCCCUCUGAUUGGACAACGUUCGUGCCCCUCAGAUGUGACGGACGCCACAUUUCUCGCUGUGUUGAAAAUGAAACUGGCCUGCGUUUGACUUGAUAGGUAUCCACCAGAAAACGAAAUCAAGACGGCUAUGAAGUAAAAAAUCUUUGUAGACUGAGAAGUAAAACCCGAUAGAGCGGAGGAGCGACAACCGAGCGGUGAGGACUUCAUGUAGGGUGACGUUUUUAUGGCGGGGAAGCAGGCCUGGGCUGUCAAACCACGACAAUAACAACACCUGAACCAGUCCUUCGGUCUUAGCUUCUAUUAUUAUGUUGCUGCUGCGUCUUCAUUUGAAACAGAAAGCUGGUAUUUAUAUCUUUAACAUGGCAAAGAUGUGUGUCCAUAGAGAACACUGUUGAAGACAGCUUUAAGGAAAAUGUCUCUUCUUCUUCCUCUUCUUCUUCUUCUUCCUUUUUCCAGCUGGGAAUGUUGAGUCAACAGAGCUUGAUAGGACGUGCUGAUCUUCAAUGGAGGUAUGAAAAGUGCCCAUGAUAAAUUCACUAUGUUUCAUUAGUUUGACCACUCCUUUUAGAGAAGUAUGUCUUCAAACCGGUCAGUGCAAACUACAUCUUGGUUUGUUAUGUAAUGACUAAAGUGAUUGAGCUCUGGAUACACUACAAAAACUCAUUGUAAAGCUGUGAGAACAUCUCAAAGUAUGGCUCAAUAACCUUUGCUGUUUCUACCGUUACCCACUUUGGUUAUGUUCACAGGUUUUAGUUUCAGAAUAGUCAGUUUCAGCCUCACUUCAAAGAGAGGUUUCAGCAUAAAAAGGGCUUUACCACAAAAGUUUCACACUUGCACAACUUGUACUGCAGCAUUUGCACCACAGACAUACAUUGAAAUCAAACUUGGAGUCCGUCUGGGUGGAUAUGUUAUGUCUCAGCUGUGAUUCCACCUUUACCAAGUGGCAAAACAGGAGCUGCUAAUUUGUUAAUUCAAACAUCCGCUGCCAUCACACCUGUAUGAAAUGUCAAACCUAAGUGGUAUUCAACAAACACCUAGGAGGGUUUGUUAGAAAUCGAACUGAAUUGAACUGUUCUGAUGUCAUCUGUGGACAUUAUAAGGGUCAUAAGAGUUGAUUAUUAACUUGACAUUGUCCUGUGACAUGCUUUUGUUUGCUUCCUUUAUACUACCAGUCUUCACCUUUCUCUGCUUCAUAGUUUGUAGCAGUGGGCUCAGUAUCUUGGUGAGACUGAAGCUGCUGUCACCAUGGCUCACUUCGACACAGAAUACCAACGCCUGGAGGCGUCCUACAGUGACUCUCCACCUGGAGAGGAGAACCUGUUGAUGCAUGUGCCUGAAGGAGCCAAAUGUACGACAAUGCACAAACAAAUCACAAACAAAUCUUGAAAGCACAAACAGAAGCGCACGCUCCUCUUUGUACUCUGACUGUCAGAAUGAAGGCUAUUACUGAUUUGUUUUGAAUUUUUUACAGCCCAAUGGCAUCACAUAGAAAACCUGGACCUGUUUUUCCAGAGAAUAUCCUUUGGCAUAAUUUAAACAUGAGUGCAAAUAUACUUGUUUUCACGUCUGCUGGAUAGUGUGAAAGCGUCUGUGUUCCUUAACAUCUUUCACGUGUAUAAUCUGCACCAGAAGAAUGGAUUCACCUGUAUGCUGCUGGGAGAGAUCUUUGAGCUUGUGUAUGUAUCCUGCCUGUCAAAACAUUGCAUAUCCUGUCUGUCUGUUAGGGUGUGUUUAUUGAUAGAACAGGUCGUGCUUUCUGAAUAUCUUCUUGAACGUGCUUUCUUUUUUUCCAUGCAGCCAGUUGCUGUUUGUGGUCGGCUUCACAGUGUUUCUCGCGAACUGUGUGGAUUAUGACAUACUCUUUGCCAACAAGUUUGUAAAUCACACCGAUUCCUCAAAAGUCACCCUUCCUGACGCCUUCCUCUCAGUGGAUGUGUGCAGUGCAAGGUGAGUGACACUUAUGUGCAUUUUUUUUAAAUUUACAAAACAGCUUAAAUUGCAUUUUAAUGCACAGUGACGAUUGUACAGAUAUGGUACAGUUAUUUGGCUCUUUCUGUUUUCCCUUUCAGUAUCCGAGACAAUGCAUUUGUUAUCUUCGUGUUGAUAAUCUCUGGGGUGUUUUGGCUGCAUCGUCUGGUCAAAUUCAUCUACAAUGUCUGCUGCUAUUGGGAGAUCCGAUCCUUCUACAUCAACGCACUCAAAAUGACAAUGGUGAGACUGGUUAAAUUACUCAAAGAGCAUUAUUUCAGAUGCAGAGUUUGGUUCUUUUGUUUUGUUCAAUGGUACUUUCACUUUCACUUACUUUCGCUUUUCUUUUAUCUUUUAAGUCAGAACUCCCUUAUGCAACAUGGCAGGAAGUCCAGGCCCGGAUAGUGGAGAUUCAAAAGGAACACCAGAUCUGCAUCCACAAAAAAGAGCUGACAGAGCUGGACAUUUACCACCGCAUCCUCCGCUUUAAAAACUACAUGGUGGGUCCACCUGCAGAUAAAAGUGUCUGAUUUUUGUCUCAUGGAGUCACUACGAAUGAUUGAAACAGUGCAGCUUUAAACCAGAGGGCUUCUUCCUGUGUUCUCUCAGGUUGCCAUGGUGAACAAGUCACUCCUUCCUGUGCGAUUUCGACUUCCUGCUCUGGGGGACUGUGUUUUCUACACCCGGGGUCUUAAAUACAACUUUGAGCUCAUCUUCUUCUGGGGGCCAGGUGUGCCUAUGUUUCAUUUAUACAUCUGUGGAUGCAUUUCUACAGUGAAAGGAACUGAUCAUGCAUAUAUAUUCUUGUUUUUCUGGGUCUAAAACAGCUGUGCUUGCUCCAUCUCUCUAGGUUCUCUUUUUGAGAACGAGUGGAGCCUAAAACCAGAGUACAAGCGAGGAGGUAACAGGCUUGAACUCGCAGACAGGUUAGCAUCUCGUAUUCUGUGGAUUGGGAUCGCCAAUCUGCUGCUGUGUCCAGUCAUCCUGGUGUGGCAGAUUCUCUACGCCUUCUUCAGCUACACAGAGGUGAGUGAUUUCCUGGCACAUACAAUCUUUAAACAAUCUUCUUUUUAAUUAGGGGCUAGGGAUAAUGAUUUUCUAUGUGUGAUCAAGGUGAUUAAACGGGAGCCUGGUUCUCUCGGGGCGAGAUGCUGGUCUCUGUACGGACGAUGUUACCUACGUCACUUCAAUGAGUUGGACCAUGAGCUCAUGUCCCGCCUCAGCAAAGGCUACAAGGCAAGAAUAAAUCCAUCUUAAAAUUUUUACUCUUUUAUCAUUUCCUAUAGCAUUAUUCUUCAUUUUUUUCUUUUCAUGCAGGCUGCUUCCAAGUACAUGAACUGUUUUCUUUCACCGCUGCUGACGGUGGUCGCCAAAAAUGUUGCGUUUUUUGCGGGGUCCCUCCUGGCUGUCCUUAUCGCCCUGACCAUCUAUGAUGAGGAUGUUCUUGCAGUCGAGCAUGUGCUGUCGUCAAUCACACUUCUUGGAGUGUGUAUAACAGUCUGCAGGUAGAUUUAAGUCUUCUUAUUGAACCCAUCCGUCUUAUUCUCAUUUUAAGAACUGAUUUUAUGGUGGAUUUUCACAGAAACUUGAAAUAAUGAAAAUAACGGUCAUGCACACUUGUGUUGUUUACCAACAGAACAAUGAAUUUCAUAUGCAAACAUUAGAUACAGAUAUUUAAUGAGCAGAUUAAACACAAGGAAAGAUGAGACCAUAAGGGUAAAGGCUGUUACCCAUGAGCCAUUUCUUUUUAACCCACUUUAAAGCUUCUCAGAGCUGUAAUCCCUUUGAUAUUCCUGGGCAGCUUACUCUGCUGUAAAACUGAUGAAUAUAAGAGGGUUUCCUCCCUUAAGUAACUGCUAAUAGCUCAAGAUUUAAGUGUUUUGGGGUGUUUGAGAAAAUUCCCAUGAAUUGAACUGUAAAGAAAAAUCAACUUCUGUCAAUGUGAAUCUGCCUCUCACAUCUUGAGACACUUAUUCACAGGUAACUUAGGGUUUAACUUGGAAGGAUUUAUGAUAACAUACAUCAAAUCUCCGACUCUCUCUUUCUCUCUCUUUCAUUUCAGAUCAUUUAUUCCUGAUAAGCACAUGGUGUUUUGUCCUGAGCAGCUGCUGCGGGUUAUACUUGCUCAUAUCCACUACAUGCCUGAUCACUGGCAGGGCAACGCACACAGAUAUGAGACACGGGACCAGUUUUCCCAGCUCUUCCAGUACAAAGCCGUGAGUAUAGAUUCUGAACCGGGGAGUAGCAUCAGGACUUGAAUUAAGGAUGGAAAUCAGCCAGAGACAAAAGGGCAGCUUCCAUGGAAAAUACUCCAGUUUACAUCUUAGAUCUUCAAGUCACAGCUGUUCCUCUUGAUUUCAAUAGUGUAUCAUUCAUAUCGACUUACAAAUUCAAGUUUGAGUAAACCUUUUAUGUGUCUGUGUAAACCCUACUCUGCCACCUGAGUGUACAUUUUAAGCCUUCGCACAUCUGCUUUCUUCCAGGUGUUUAUUCUAGAGGAGCUGCUGAGUCCAGUGAUCACUCCCAUCAUCUUGAUUUUCUGCCUGAGGAGGAAGUCUCUGGAGAUCAUCGAUUUCUUCAGGAACUUCACUGUGGAGGUAGUCGGAGUAGGAGACACUUGCUCCUUUGCUCAGAUGGACAUCAGGCAGCAUGGACACCCUGCAGUAAGAAACCGCACAUAACAAGUGCACCCACACGGAUGAAUAUAAAUAGGAAAAGACUAUACAUAUCUAAGUAGAGUCCUGUUUUACAGACUGCAUGACCUGUGUUUUCUUGCUGUGUAGUGGAUGUCAGAGGGGAAGACGGAGGCAUCGAUCUACCAACAGGCAGAGGAUGGGAAGACGGAGUUAUCUCUGAUGCACUUUGCCAUCACCAACCCUCAGUGGCAGCCUCCUCGAGAGACGACACAUUUCAUCAGCCAGCUGAAAGAAAGAGUCCACAGAGAGGCCACAGGGGUCUCUUCAGAAACUCAUCCACUCUCACUGUCGGAGUCUGAGGUGCUUUUACGAACAAACACUUAUGCACAGUAUCACAGCAGUCAUAAGCUAAGUGUCAACACAUUUAUAGAGGUUAACCUCAGUUCUUUCUCGCCCUUUUUUCCCCUUGCAGCCAAGGAGCCUCAUCGCAAACCUCUUAGCAGGUCCCUCCACUGUGACCUCGGUUCAUUUCGGCAGGGACAGCUCUUUGACGAAUCAUGCGGCGGUUGGCUUAAGCGAUGGGGCGUCAGCAUUGCGCUCGCUUUCUCCAAUCAGUAGCAGUCUUCACCUGAAAGGCAGUUUGAGUGCCGCUCACAGGGCAGGACACACUUCAACCAUCAGCAAAGCAAUGGCCGGCUCUGGGUAGGAAACCCCAGAUUCUGAUUAUUUUCACUGUGUACCUGACAUUUCUUUUCCUCUCCUUUGAGUAACCUCCUUCUUCUGUCCAUCUUUUCCUGAUAUCUCUCUUCCUGCAGGACUGAUGCCCGUACAGUGAGCUCAGGCAGCAGUGCGUGGGAGGGUCAGCUCACCAGUUUGAUUCUGUCAGAGUACGCCUCCACUGAGAUGAGCAUCCAUGCUCUCUACAUGCAUGAGGUCAUUAAGUAUAAGAAGAAAAUCUCUCAGUCUGAUUCAAACCAAUACUCGUCAUCCUGCUAAUUUCAAAUCUUCAUCUUGUAGCUACACAAGCAGCAGUCCCGCGGCGAGCUAUCCCGUCACACGUGGCACAGGCAGGAGAGCGAUGAGAGCAGCGACAGCGUCCCCGACGAAGUGAGGAGCGAACCAAACACCCAGUCCAGACACUUCCCUCGCUCGCACACUUUCCCCACCGUGGUUCCCAGCCCCAGUGCCAUUCCUACGUCUGCGUCAGCAAACAGCAGUGCAACCAUGGGCCAGGAGGGGGCGUCAUCACAUAGCAGCAGCCAGCGACGCCACAGUGGACCCACAACAGGUACCUAAAUUUGUGAUUUCUCUCUAUGGUUCAUGCCACGUCCAUUAGACCAGAAUAUUAUGAUGCAAUGUCACACUCUUAUUCCCAGUGGGUGUUUUUUCUAUUUUUGUUUCCUUGUGUUUUCAGACUCUCUUGGUACAGGGGGAAAAGUCGUGAGGUCUGCCCGUGUGCCCAUGGGAGGCUGGGCAGAGGAGGGUCAAGCAGCACCAAGACACCAUGAACCAGUACCAGAGGAAAGCUCAGAGGACGAAAUGCCUCCUCACAUACACAAGGUGAAUGUUUGAUUGUGAUACAAGGGGUAAUUUUACGUACGAUCAUUUUGAUAAUUUCUGUUCUCCUCUCUCUUUCUUUUUAGAUUACAUAACAAAGCCCUGUGUCAGCCUCUCACCGUCCUCACCCUUCAAGGAUCAACACACAUUUUAAUGUUAACCACACCUUUGUCCAGGAUCAUCCACCUGCUCGGGCAAGGUUGAAGAAGGACAUAAUCAAAACAAAGAUGGCCGUGGUUGUUAAAGUGAACCCUUUGGAGAUAAUAAUUGACUUUUAAGAUGCCACAACUGGCAGACAGGGUAGAUUCCUGAAUUUGUGUACAGAUGAGGACCUACGGGUUCAAACAACUUUUUAAAGCCAUUGAUACUAUUAGAUUACUCUAAACCUUACUUUUAAUGUGAACGGAUCACACGAUGAAAGUGCAUUUGUGGCUGUGGUGUACAGAAAAUGUAUUCACAUCAGCCUAAGGGAUUUUUGCAGGUUGCCACUGAAGAGAAAAAUAUAAAAUACUUUACCCAUAACUAAAACUGUGCAAUCUACUACUAUUUCUAGAAACCUAGAUGGCACCAGGGGAAAUUUUUAAAGAAUGUACAGUGUCUGUCUAACAUACCCAACGUUUGAAAACUGUGUUUAAAGGUGCUGAAAACACAGACUUUCAUUAAUGUAUCUGUUCUCUCACCAAUAACAGAAGACUGUAGAUCCUAACCUGUGCUCUGUCAGCUUGCAGUCUGCCUUUUCAAAACACAUGAAGGCCUCACAUCGUAUAAGUUCACCUUAUAUUUUAUAAUAAGGUAUUUUAAUCCUCAAAAUGUUUCAUUAACCUCUGCAUUUAUUGCAUUAUAGAGCUCAUGUGAUUUUCUCCAAUCUGAAUUUUCUCAGAGCCUGUUUGAAGAUAAUUUCCCCACACACCGUGUUAUUCUGCACAAACAUGUACUAUGUAAAUACAUAGAAACAGAUUAACUUGCUAUCAUAUUUCAGAAGACUGGAUUGCUCAUAGUUACACAAGUAUAAAGCCUGUUUCUUGACCAGAAAGGAAAAAGGGUGCCAUAAACAAACAAACAAGGAUGUUUGCAUGUGAUGUUGACUCCUGUGCCAUACUAAAAGCCCUCCAGCACAAGUGCAUGGCCAUUAUUCACACAUUCAUGUUAAGGGUAGGAACACAUCUAACACUGGAACUGUGAUAACAUCACAAUCCUUCAUGUCGGGUUAAACAGUAGCAUGACUUUUCCCUGUUCUUCUGUUGUUAAGCCGCACUUCUGUCGAAGAAUGAUGCACUUUAAUGAUUUAUAAAUGCAGAGGGUGUCACCUGUUUGUAUUUGUAUGCUGUUGUGUGUAAAUAUAUUUUUUAAAUAAUAUUAUUUAUCAAAGGGAUGUGCCAUGAUGACAGACAGGUGUGAAUCAAGGUAAAAGAAGCACUGUCUCACCUGAAACAGCGUUGAAACGUCUGAUUAAAAGUGAUUGUGUUCAGGGUUUUUGCUGUUGUUUUAUAAAUACUGUAAAAUGUCAGAAUGUACAGCUGUAAAUUCAUCCAUUAAAGACAACAAAAUGACCAAAAUGUGUGAAU